Molecule: messenger RNA, 2322 nt
Organism: Caenorhabditis bovis
Lineage: Eukaryota; Metazoa; Nematoda; Chromadorea; Rhabditida; Rhabditidae
Source: the annotation of a GenBank genome assembly
AUGUCCGAUAUCGAUUCACGUCCCGAAGAUGGCGAGGUGCGCGAUUCCGACGAUGAAUCGACCGACGCUGAAAUGAGAACUAACGAACCAGAAAGUGAGCACAAUUCUCGAAAACGCACUCUAUCCGAGCAUUCUGAGCACAAAAAGAAGAAAGAAAAAAAGCACAAGAAGGAGAAAAAACAUAAAAAAGACAAAAAGCAUAAAAAAGAGAAGAAAGCGAAACGUGACAAAGAAAGGGAUGACGAGGAUGAGCCUCCAACAAAGCGACGCGCUUCUGUAGACGAUAUUGUUGAGAAAAGAGAAAAACGCAAUGAUCACGAUGAAAAAGAGAAGCACAGAGAUGAGAACGAAGUCCGGAGCGACGUCGUGAACCAGAACGUGCCGCGCGAGAUCGAACGAGAAGUCGAGAAAGACGGGAUAAUGAACGGCUUGCAAGAGAAAGAAGCCGCGAAAGAAGGGAGUCUGAAAGGGUUUUGCGAGAGCGGAGUAGAGAACGACGAGAUGCCGACCGAAGGCAAAAUAUCGAACGACAAAGAAGUCGGGAUCGACGGGAUGUCAGAAGGUCGCCGGACCGAAGGAGAAGUCCUGAUCGAUUCCAAAGGCACCGUCGCGAUGAUAGUCGAAAUCGACGAGAUAUUCGCCGACGUGAUGAUCGUAGAAGGUCAAGAUCGAAAGAUCGACGACGAUCAAAAACCAGUUGAGUGGAGUCUUGAAUCGGAUUCUGACGAUGAGGAGAAGAAAAUUGAGGAAAUGCGAAAGCGUCGGCAGCAAAUUUUGAAGAAAAUUUCAGGCACUCGAGAAAAUACACCUAUGCAAGAAAAUCAGCCGAAAGAGGAAGAAGAAGAGCCGAAAAAGGCUUCGGACCAGGAGAAUGAAGAAAGUUCAGAAUCGGAUUCAGAUUACGAGAAGGAGGCACUUAUUCGAGAAGCCCAGAAAAUGGUUCAACAGUCUCGACUAGGAAGCGAUUCGCCUUCAAGCGGAAUAUCGACGCCAGCGAGAAUCGACGAUGAAAGUGCUGGAGACUUUUUCGAUGGUCUUCGAGAGAAAAUUGAGCAUAUUGAAAACGCUGAUAAGAAAAUAGCGGAAGAGAUUAAAAAAGAGCAGGCAAAAGUGAAAAAGCAAGAAGAAGCUGAGAAAAUGAAAAAAGAAGGUGAAAAUGACGAUGAUGAUGAUGAUAUGGAAAUGAAGCCGAAAAAAGAAUUUGAUAUGUUCGCCGAUGAUAACGAGCUUCCUCAAGAUAUUGCCACAAUUGAUGGGCAUAUGGGUGCCAAACAUGAGACAUUAAAGGAUAACUGGGAUGAUACUGAUGGAUAUUACCGUGUUCGUAUUGGAGAACUUCUCGAUAAUCGCUAUCGAGUUACGGGAUUUACUGGCGCUGGUGUGUUUGGAAACGUUUGCCGAUGCACCGAUCAGUCGAGAAAUAACACGGUCGCCGUAAAAAUUAUAAGAAACAAUGAGAUUAUGCGAAAAACUGGAAUUCGAGAAAUGGAAAUUUUACGAAAAUUGAAUGAAGCCGACAAGGAAGAUCGCUAUCACUGUCUUCAACUGUACAGAACUUUUACUCAUCAUAACCAUCUUUGUUUGGUUUUUGAGAAUUUGAGCAUGAAUCUCCGUGAACUUCUCAAAAAAUAUGGGCAGAAGGAUGGAUUGCACUUGAAAGCGGUUCGCAGUUAUGCUCAGCAGCUUCUUCUUGCUCUCAGACUUCUAAAGAAAUGUGGUCUCGUCCACGCUGAUAUUAAACCUGAUAAUAUUUUGGUAAACGAAUCGAAAUUGACGCUGAAAUUAUGCGAUUUCGGUUCAUCGGGACAUGUGAAUGAGCAGGAAAUCGCGCCAUAUUUGGUUUCGCGCUUCUACAGAGCACCGGAAAUCAUGCUUGGAGUCCCUCAUGACUACGCAAUUGAUCUUUGGUCUGUGGCUGUGACACUCUACGAGGUUUAUACUGGUAAAAUUAUGUUCCCCGGAAGAUCGAACAAUCAUAUGUUAAAGUUGUUCACUGAUGUGAAAGGGAAAUAUCCAAACAAAUUGGUGAGAAAAUCGCAAUUCAAAGAUCAACACUUUGAUUCGAAUUGUAAUUUGCUGUAUCAUGAAAUUGACAAAGUCACGCAAAGAGAUAAGAUCACGGUUUUAUCGAAUCUUAAGCCAUCACGUGAUCUGGAGGCCGAACUCCUUGGUGGUCAACGUCUUAACCGUGAGCAACAUGAGCAGGUCGGUAUGACAUCAUUUCGGCAAGUACUCGAUGGAAUGCUCAUGUUGGAUCCGGCGAAGAGAUUGACGUGCAAUGAGGCGUUGAAGCAUCAAUUCUUCUCGUUGCCGAUCAAAUAA